This is a messenger RNA of Eupeodes corollae, 4511 nucleotides long. It is a transcript of the gene blot, whose product is annotated as sodium- and chloride-dependent GABA transporter 1. The coding region runs from base 1193 to 4105 and encodes 970 amino acids. The record is from RefSeq and is a predicted model, not a curated record. Gene Ontology annotation, cellular component: membrane. Gene Ontology annotation, biological process: sodium ion transmembrane transport. The transcript is spliced from 7 exons. Lineage: Eukaryota; Metazoa; Arthropoda; Insecta; Diptera; Syrphidae.
UGUGGUUGUCUUGUCGUCUACCGGUUCUGGUUCAGUGCAAUUCUGUUCGUUCGCUAGCUAAGUAGUCGGUAGGGUUGGUUGUGUCUUGAUGGUUGUUGAAGCGCCGAAGCCGUCUUCGUUUUCGUGAGGUGAGACUGAAAAGUGAAUAUAAUAUAAACGAUCGUGGCCUCGUCUUGUAGCACUGAUUUAAAAUUCAAGUGCACAAUAUUUUAACGAUUACAAAAAUACCUAUAAUAGGAAGAAAAAAGUGGAGAAAUCAUAGCUUUGACUUUGGGUACCUACUUCUGUUUUGUUUUGUGUUCUAAAAAAAAAGAUAGGAAGGAAGAAUGAUAUUGAAACCCAAGUACCUAGUUUCCCGAAUUUCUACCAAAAUUCAUGUGUGUUUAUAGAAAGUGACUACCUCUAGUUCUUAUAACGUUUGUGUGGCUUACCUGUCCUUUACACCCGCACCGCAUCAAUUUAUUGCCUACCUUUUUAUCUACCUAGGAAGGCCAGGGUGUUUAGUUCCUAAAUCCUGUUUGUGCUUUCCAAUGUGUAGUGUGUGUUUCGUCUUCGUGCUUAGUCGUGACUCAAUGUGAAAAAGCAGUGAACAAUUGUUGUUGGUUUGGUUUGUGUUGUUUGUUUCUUUGGUGAACCUACCAAUAAAGGUUCAAACGGUUCUGCAACUACUCUCUGUAUGUUAAGAUCUUGAACUUGGUCCAAUAGAAAUAAAUCGGUUAAACUUCGUCCUACUUUCAUAUUUUCCACUCCGCUCGAAGGGAAACUAAACAAAAAAAAAACCUCGCUACCUUAGCAACAAACAAACUACAAAAAUUAAAUAAAAAUAUUCCAAGCCACCGUUAAUUCGGAAAUUGCGAAAUAGUGCUGAUGUUUUAAUUUUGUAGGUAUUUUUUUUUUUGAAAACCCGUGUUAUGUGAUAUAUUUGCUUGUGAACGUAACUUCGUCUAUUGUGAAUACUAAGCUCUGUUAUAUGCUAUACGAGUAUAAUUAAGUGUGAGAAAAGCCAUCGUUCGGUUGUCGGCGUUCGUCGUAUAGCUAUCAGCCGUCAUCGUGUCACACGCUUGUUUUGAGAUCAGAUGGUAAAAAUAAAGUGACGCUGAGAAUCCACUAUAACCUCUUACCUAUGAUGAUGGUAUGAAGAAGAUUUAGUCAAACAAUUCGAUUUGAAAAAAAGGUGUUUGAUAGCAAUUUAAUGACGUAUGAAGAAGAAAAUGAUCAAACAGAUACCAGUCGAAACCACAGAUUUUCUCCGAAUUCCAAUAUGCCUUCUAAUGACGAAAAUCCCAUCAAUAAUCGGCCGUACAAACAGAGAACAAGCAGCACAUUUCUGACAGAACAUCUUCGAGCACAACAAUCAUCGAAUUCUAAUCUUGGCGCUCAGCAAUUAAAGUCAAAUCGUACUAGUGGACGUUUGUAUCCGCCAUCAUCUGAUGAAACUAUCAAUCGAGCUCGAAAGAACUUCCCUAACUCAUCAACGUUAGAAAGACCGACAGCAACAGCAACAACAACACCUUCAGCUGUCGAAGGUGGUAUUUAUAUUAUAAGUGGAAAAAGUACGAAUAGUAAUACCUCGACAAUGGAUCGAAGAAAGCACAACAACCACAACGCUAAUAACAAUAAUAUGGUUCCUCAAAACACAGCUAGUUAUUCAUCAGCUACUGGAAUGUCAUCGGUGUCAUCGGCUAAUGGCAUUGGCAGCGAGAGUAGUCAUACCACAAACGACGUGAUAUCGGAAUGCCAAAGCAAUUAUGCGGGUAACGAGGUGGCCAAUGGAGAUUUUCAUUUUGUCACAGCUGCGGAAUCUUCACCGACGAAAAAUCUAUCAAGUGGCGGAAGUUUUAAUAUUAAGAGUGGUUCAACUGUGAAGUUAUUGCCAGCAGGAGAUGAAGAUUCAAACACACAGACAAAAUGUUCGGUAUUUCGAGGUCUUGUGCUGUGCAUCUGCCUCAAUGUAUCUUAUGCCAAUAUUGUAAGAUUUCCAAGGGAACUUGAUCGAUAUGGUUCGGCAUAUUUAAUACCAUAUCUAGUACUACUAUUUCUAGUCGGUCUGCCAACAAUAUUAUUGGAAAUAUCAAUUGGUCAGUUUUUGGGACAAGGAGCAGCGCACACAUGGAGAUCAUCACCUAUUUUUAAAGGAGCCUGCAUAGUCAGUAGAUUUGCAUCUUGGUUAGCGUCAGUAUGGAUUUCACUGCAGGCCGUGGUUUCCGUAGCAUACAUCGGAAUGUUUCUAACCAAACUAUUGCCAUUCAACGAAUGUGUGGGGGAUAUAAAAUUAGCUUUAAAUGGAUAUAAAGUGGUUGGCAACAAUGGCGUUGAAUGCAUUCAAAAGACAUUUCUAACACCUUUUUGGGAAAACCCAUUGUAUUUUGGACUUUUAGCAAUAGGUUUAAUAUUUAUUUGGAUGACUGUAAUGUUUUGUACCCAUAACGCCAAAGUUUACCGACGCAUAUCAUUUUUCUUUGGUUUGAUUGGGUUCGUUCUGCUCUGCGCUCUUACUUCAUGGGAAGUCCAUGGUUCCUUGGAACGUCAAUACUUUCCUGAGCUGUGGCCAUUUAAGGAGACACUUCUUUUGGACAGUUCCAUUUGGUUUAAUGCCCUCGUUCAAGUGAUCUAUGCCACCAAUAUCGGCUUUGGAGCUCUGCCCGUGAUCACGGGGAAGUUUCUCUACAAAGGUGACGCUGUCCGUACAUCUGUGGUGUACCUCUGCUUCAAUCUUCUUGUCAACGCCAUAUCAGUAACAUUAUUUAUGGUUCAGUUUGAUAAUUUAGCAUCGAGGAGUUUGAGCAACCUCGAGGCAUUAAAACCACUUACAGCUAUCUACGAUCGAGUCUUGAACGAACCAAGUGGUUUGUUGGCCAAACUUAUCCCAUGCUUAAUCUACGCAUUGAUUGUAAUAUCAGCGAUUAUCUCGAUUACCAUUGCGAUUUAUACUUCGACACGAAUGGUUCCUCGUCAUCCAAACUACGUCAUAAGUUUGAUCGGGUUUGUGGCCGCUGUUAUAGCUCUGGCCGCACCAAAAUUCAUCAUUCCUCGCGUCUUGGAUACCAGAAUUGUGGGUACUCUAGUGAUCACGGCACUCAUCUUUGACCUUAUAGCCACCACUUGGAUCUACGGAGCUAAAAACAUCUACACGGACCUGGAGUUCUCCAUUGGUCGACCGAUCUUCAAAGGAUGGGUGUACCUUUGGUGUUUGGGACCAGCUUUUCUAACUGGAGUUCUGGUCUGGUGGUGUGCCGACGACGAUGAAGGUGAUCUUCUGUCCACUUACAUGCCUCGAUGGGCUCCUAUACUCUUUGUUAUUGGAGUAAUUUUGAUCAUAGCCUGUGUGGAAAUAUUCAAGCAGGUGGAUUACAAUUUCUUUGGAAUGAUCUGCGAGGCGGCUAAACCAGCCAAGGAAUGGGGACCAGCGGAUCCAUUGGCAAGGCAUGCCUGGAAGCAGUGGCGAUCCGUGUGUCAGGACACGGGCCGGAAAGAUUUCACUCUUCGUCGCCGAGGAACUCGGGACUACACCCAUUCCAUAAAGAAGGGCCAGUACUCCACAUCAAAAUACGGCACAAACAAUUGGAAGUCUUCAACACCUGGCAACAGUUCACCCAAUUACAGUGGAUCAGUGUUUGGCGACUCAGCGAUAGAAGAGGACAUCAGCGUAGAUAAGUAUUCCGGCAUAAACCAACAAUUCACAGCAUUCCAAAGCAACGACGGGAAGGGAAUGCGUUACUCGAGCAGAUCCCGACAGCCCAUCCCAACAACACCAAAUGAACGACGAGUUCCUCAUCAACAGAAUCCAAAUGCCGCCGAUCGCCAUAAAGAAGUUGUCUACAUCCGGAGACUGUCAAAUGGCGAGGGCAACUCUCACUCGACUCGAAUAGAGAUUACCCCCUCGAAAGAGUCCAUCACCUACGGCACUCGUAAUCCCAUGGGAAGGAAUCUAAAUGCCACCUACAGUAUUCCGCACCGAACGAACAGUGUGAACAGACAUCCUGUUCAAGCGAAUGGUCAAGUUCCAGGAGCUGGAGUUGGAGGUGUUGGUGACGUAGCCACUGGAGAUCACAUUUGCUGGCGAAAGUUCUCCGUUAAUGCCGAAGAGUACUCCACCGAAUUGUGAUGUCGCGAUGCAAGCGCCGCCAUCGCCGCUUCGGUCGGCCGCCCAAAGACACCAUAUUAUUUUUUGUAAAAGACUUAUCGUUCAGUUCGAAGAAAUCGCCCUUAUAAGAAAUUAUUAUAUAUAAUGGCGACACUUUAUUCGACACUGGUUUGAUUACACAUAAUAUUAUUUUUGUAAAUAAAUUAUACCUAUUUUUUUUAAGUAAACACAAAAAUUUAAAUACAUUGGUAAGAAGAAAGUAAGAUAAAGUAUAAGUAUGACUUUGACUCUUAUUAUUUAUGUUAAUCUCUAAAGCGAGUUUUGUUAAUUCUAAAGUAAAUUUUGUAUAUAUGCAAUUAGUUAAAAUAUUAAAACAAUAAUUAAGAAUGGAAAAUAAAAAUACACUCAAUGAAAUUAUAAAAUAAAA